Messenger RNA from Polyodon spathula (Mississippi paddlefish), 8459 nucleotides. RefSeq names its product calcineurin-binding protein cabin-1-like. Gene Ontology annotation, molecular function: protein binding; nucleosome binding. Gene Ontology annotation, cellular component: nucleus. The coding region runs from base 668 to 7279 and encodes 2203 amino acids. Gene Ontology annotation, biological process: chromatin organization. The record is from RefSeq and is a predicted model, not a curated record. The transcript is spliced from 39 exons. Lineage: Eukaryota; Metazoa; Chordata; Actinopteri; Acipenseriformes; Polyodontidae.
ACUGAAAAACCAGACUCAAAACAGACGGACAAAGGUGGUGCAUUGAUCAGGCAGGCGAUUAAGUCAUAUUAAUUGUUACUGCAAUCGGUACCGUACCUGCACAAGUGCUAUACAUUCAGAUCGCUGCGAAUGAAUACAGCUAUGUUUGUGUUAUUAUUAUUAUUAUUAUUAUUAUUAUUAGGAUGAUGAUGAUGAUGUGAUCAGUGAUCAUCUGUUCUGCGGGUAUAUUUCUAUUUUGAAAUGUUAGACUCGUGUUGUGGCUUCUCUGACCAGUACCCGGGGCUAGCAGAUAGACUAGUCUACAGCGUGGACCCCACAGCCGCUGUUCAUAGUACAUUCAGGCUUCUGGUUAUUUGGAAAUACAGUCGUACCCUAAUCCAAACCUACGCAUUAACCGUAACCUCGUACACAUCAAGAUUCUAUUAAAACACCCCUACUGCCAGUAGCAGAAAUAGACUGUCAUGUAUGUUUAUUAAAACGUUUCUGAAUGUAAAUCUAUGUGUGGGUUUUUGUUACACUAGGGGUACCAUCAGUUUGUAUUUAUACAGUGUUAUGGGGUCACUCCAGCUCAAGUGGAUCGAGUGCUGUGUUGUCAUUUUUCACCACAUCAUAGGUGGUGGCAUGCACUUGCACAAGACUUUUAUGGGAAACUGACCUUGAGUGAAAAAUGAUACGUAUCGCAGCCCUUAAUGCUGCCUCAGCAACUAGCGAUGAGCAUGAGGAUUCCCUAAAGAGCCACAAGUCUCAGACCAAGGAGGCCCAGGAAGCUGAAGCAUUUUCUUUAUACCACAAAGCCUUGGACCUGCAGAAGCAUGACCAGUUUGAGGAGUCUGCGAAGGCUUACCACAUGCUACUGGAGACCCCACUGCUCAAAGAGGCUAUUCCUUCUGAGGACGAGAAGGUAGGACUGAAGCACCCUGGGCUGAUGCUGAAAUACUCCACGUACAAGAACCUAGCCAGCCUAGCAGUGCUCCGAGAUGACCUGGAGACAGCCAUGGACUUCUAUCUAGAGGCUGUCUUGCUGGACUCUACGGACGUGAACAUGUGGUAUAAGAUUGGUCAGGUGGCCCUGCGUCUGAUUCGAAUCCCGCUGGCCCGACACGCCUUCGAGGAGGGACUGCGGUGCAACCCUGACCACUGGCCGUGCCUGGACAACCUCAUCACAGUGCUCUACACACUCAGCGACUACAGCUGCUGCCUGUAUUUUAUCUGUAAAGCCCUGGAGAAGGACCGCUGCUACACCAAAGGUCUGGUUUUGAAAGAGCGGAUAUUCGAAGAGCAGCCCUGCCUACGAAAGGAUUCCUUCCGCAUGUUCAUGACAUGUGACAUGUCAGUCCACGCGGUGGAGGUGGAUGAAGGGGAGGCGACAGCCGUGCUCCAGGAAGCUCUGGAGCUACGCAGGAGGAGACAGGCCCUGGACACCCGAGAGCCACAGCCCGACCUCAAGCUCAUCCAGCCCAUCACUUACUACACAUGGAAAUGCCUGGGAGAGAGCCUGCUGGCCAUGUACAGGCACCAGACCACCUGUGAGCCACCUCGGCCAAGCCUGGGCAAGAGGAUCGACCUGUCUGAAUACCAGGACCCUGACCGGCUCCACACCUCCCCCCUGUCCUUCACUCCAAUCAGUGUGAUCCAAAUCGCCUCCAGCAACAAUAGCACAUCACUGCCCGCUACAGAGCUGAUCCCAACCAGCCAGCCCCCUGCCCAGCCCCCAGCCCAGACCACCGUGCUCCAGCUAGCGCAGAGCCAGAACAUUGUUGAAGUGACCACGACCAUAGCUGACGCGUCCCUAGCUGACAAGGCGAAGAAGCCCCCCAAACGGAAGCGUGCUGCGGAGGAGAGCGGAGAGACAGCCAAGCGACGCUCAGCCAGGGUCCGAAACACCAAGUGCAAGAAGGAGGAGAAGAUUGACUUCCAGGAGCUGCUGGUCAAGUUCCUGCCCUCCAGGCUGAAGAAGCUGGACCCGGAGGAUGAGGAUGAAAGCUUAAACAGCUAUGAGAUCCUCUCCGAGGUGAAGCAAGACAGCGCGAAGCUUGUCGGCUCACAUUGCAUGUCUUUCGACUCCACGCCCUUCAUGGAAUCUGAAAGGCUAGGUGUCCACACCUUCCUGCUGAAUAACAUGACUAACGGUGGGAUCCUGGAGCUGAUGAUGCGUUAUCUGAAGGUGAUCGGUCAGCAGUUCCUGGCGGAGUGGCCUGCAGGCCUGGCAGCAGUGGUCUUGGAGAUCUACACCAACUGGAGGAAACACAGCAGCAGCCUGCCCAUCCCCCUUCUCCGGGACUGCAGCAACCAGCACAUCAAGGAUAUGAUGGUGAUGAGCCUGUCAUGCAUGGAGCUCCAGCUUGAGCAGUGGUUACUGACAAAGGGCAAAAACAGCAUAAUCUCUCCACGGAAGUGCCAGUCGGGUCCAGUCUCGGAUCAGUUCGGCUCAGAUUUGCCCGGCCAGCAUUUCCAGGGUGACCUGGUGCAGCUGGCCUUUGCCUCCUCGCAGAGGGACCUGUUUGAGGACAGCUGGCUGUCCUUCGUGGUCCGGGUCUAUUGGCUCAAAGCACGCUUCCUAGCACUGCAGGGUGACAUGGAGCAGGCUCUGGAGAGCUAUGAUAUCUGCACAGGGAUGCUCCAGGGCCCCACUGCGAUACAGUCUGGAGGUGAAAGCGGUGAGAAGUUCACCAUCCAUCUGCCCAACCUGUGCAUGGACUCGGCCAUCUCCGUGGAAGAGGUUGACAAGAAGCUGAAGUCCCUGGAGCGCUGCCAGUCCUUGGAAGAGCUGCAGUGUCUCUUUGAGUCAGGGGAUUACCAGGCGGUGGUGCAGCUCCUCCGCCCCACUCUGAGCACAGAGGGAUCGGGCCGGGCCAGGCAGCUCGAGUUCAGCACCUCCAUCCCAGAGAGACCUGCUCAGCUGCUGCUGCUCCAGAACUCGCUGCUGAAGCUGAAGGAUUUCCGACAGUGUCUGGAGUGCUCUGAGGUGUCUCUGAACGAAGCUAUCCAGCAGAUGAACAGCGUGAGUGUGUCCUCCGCUAAAGAGGAGUGGGUCGCCACGGUGACACAGCUGCUGACUGGCAUCGACCUCUGCUUCUCCGAGGACCCCAGCAUCUUGAAGAGCUGCCUCCGGACCGCCAGCCUGGUGUGCUUCACUAGCAACCUCAUACAGCUCAUCGAUUGCAGCAUGGCGAUCCCGGAGGACCCCAAGGAGCCGUACAUGUCGUCCGUGCUGCCCUGGAUCUUGCUCUACCACAUCAUCAAGCAGGAGGAGGAGACCUUCGACUCCCUGCGCAAGCAGCACUGGCAGGGGAAGAGCCACGAAGAGGAUGAUGCCGACGCCCCGAUGCUGCCCUCCUCCCUGAUGCUGCUGAACACAGCUCACGAGUACCUGGGCAGGAGGGCUUGGUGCUGCAGCUCGGAUGGGGCUCUCCUUAAGUUUUAUGUGCGUGUGUUGCAGAAGGAGCUGGCUGCCUCCACCUCAGAAGAUGCUCACCCCUACAAAGAGGAGCUGGAGACUGCCCUGGAGCAGUGCUUCUACUGCCUGUACUCCUACCCCAGCAAGAAGAACAAGGCGCGCUACCUCGAGGAGCACUCUGUACAGCAGGUGGACCUGAUGUGGUGUGAAGCCUUGUUCCUGUUUGAAUAUGUCAAGCCCAAGACAAUGCCGGAGUUCGACAGCUACAAGGCAAGCACAGUGUCUGCAGACCUGGCCAACCUGCUGAGGAAGAUCUCCUUCAUCGUCCCUCGCAGCGAGACCCCCAUACUCUCAAUGGAGGAAGUGUCUGCCUUCAUCGAGGGGACCUCCGACAAGGUGCCAAGUCUCCCUGAAGGAGCUAGUCCAGCACCCCCUCUGGUGUGCGAGCUGUAUUACCUCCUGGCUGAUUAUCACUUCAAAAACAAGGAGCAGUCGAAAGCCAUUAAAUUCUACAUGCAUGACAUCUGCAUAUCUCCAGACAGGUUUGAUUCGUGGGCCGGUAUGGCGCUGGCCAGAGCCAGCCGCAUCCAGGACAAGCUGAACUCUAACGAGCUGAAGAGCGACGGGCCGAUCUGGAAGCACUCCCUGUCGGUUCUGAACUGCUUCAAGCGGGCCGUGGAGGUGGACUUCUCCAACCUGUCCCUGUGGAUCGAGUAUGGCACAAUAUCCUACGCUCUGCAUUCCUUCGCCUCACGGCUGGUCAAGCAGUACAGGAGUGACCUGCCUGCAGAAUUCAUCAAGCAGAUGGAGGAGCGGAGGGACAGCAUGCUGGAGACGGCCUCACGCUGCUUCCAGGCAGCCUCUCGAUGUGAAGGGGACGGGGACGAGGAGGAGUGGCUGAUCCACUACAUGCUGGGGAAGAUCGCAGAGAAACGCAAGCAGCCCCCAAAAGACUAUCUGCUGCUCUAUAAACAGGCGGCUCAUUACUUGCAUGAGGAGGCUGCCCGAUAUCCCCGAAAGAUUCACUACCAUAACCCCCCUGGUCUAGCCAUGGAAGCUCUGGAGCUGCACUUCCGGCUCAGUGCGUCCAUCCUGAAACUGCUGGAGGCAGGGGAGGGGGAGCAGGCGCUGGACCGGGAGAUGAUGUUUAACAUCCUGAAGGAAGCAGCCGAGGGGGCUUUCGCCCGUGGAGAGGAGAAAAACACUCCUAAAGGUAGUGAAAAGGAGAAGCCCUUUUCAGUGAACGAUGACGACUCGCACUCCUCAACAGGAACGGCACAGGGUCCCGGGACGUACCUCCAGUCCACCGGUCCAGGUCUGACAUCACCACCUUACACAGCCACUCCGGUGGACCACGAUUACGUGAAACGUAAAACCCUUCGUCAGCAGCAGCAGAAGCAGGAGCAGGCCCUGGCUGAUGCAGCCCCAGCGUUUGACCAUGAUUACUCCCUGCCCAGCAUUUCAAAAUGGCAGACACCAGUGAAUGAGCGUAGUCAGGACAGUGUGGUGGUGAUGCUCUCCGACUCCAACUCCACACAGGACCUCUUCACUGACCCCGCCAGUUCCCAGGACAGCAGCCGCAAGGUGCGCUCUGGGAAAGGUAGCGCCUCCUCGUCUGAGAACACCACCCCAUCCAAGGAGGGGCAGGGCAGGCCAGAGGAAGCGGUGUUUUUCAAAAGGGGAUUGGAAGAGAAAAGUGAAGACAGACCUACAGAUUUCCUUCAACAGAACAUGGUUGAUAUAAUGGACGUGUUGGAUGCUCUCUCUCAAGAGCUGGGAGAAAUGCCGACCCAGAAACUCCCAGCUGAGCCGGUGCUGCCUGCGGUACCAGCCACCCCCACCAAAACCGCUGCCCUGGCCAGCACCACCAGCGUGACCCCAGGCAGCGAGGCCAGGAAGAAGCUGGACCUGCCGGGCGAUGUGCCGCAGAGCCUGCCAGAGGAGCAGGGGGAGCAACGACGCCUCCUCACUGACAUGUGCACCCAAGCCCUGUUCCUGUGCCUCAGCCGCUUCCCACAGCACUACAAGAGCCUGUACCGUCUGGCUUACCUCUACGCCAACCGCAGGACCUGCCAGAACCUGCAGUGGGCCCGAGACGUGUUGCUAGGAAGCAGUGUCCCAUGGCAACAGCUGAAGCACAUGCCAGCGCAAGGACUUUUCUGUGAGAGAAAUAAGACUAAUUUGUUCAAUGGAAUCUGGCGAAUUCCAGUGGAUGAAAUCGAUCGACCAGGUAGCUUUGCGUCUCAUAUGAACCGCUCCAUUGUUCUCCUAUUAGAGGUUCUGUCUCAGCUCAAGGACCACAACACUCUGCUCAAAGUCUCGUUAAUGCUCCAGAGGACACCGGACCAGGGAAAAAAAUAUUUGCGGGAUGUGGAUCGCCAGCUUCUUGCCAGGAGAGCGUUUUUCCUCAAUGUGAAAGUACUGGAGGACACUCUGAACAAACUAACUGGGGUGUCAGAACAGCCCAUUUCUACCUUGUCACAUUCUUUGAUGGGGGAGAUGACGACGGACGUCUCUAACAAACCCAGCCCGGCCAAGCAGCAGACCGACAAGCUGGAGAAAGCAGAGAAAGCGGACGCCACGGGAGAACCAGCAAGACCAGGCUCUGAGGAGCCUAUGGAGAUGGAGGCCGGCCGCUGGCCGGAAUCCAGCAAGGCAGACUCUGCUUGUCAAUCUUUGGAUGCAGACUUUUCCAAAGCCGAGGAGAAUCUCCCUGAGGGCAGCAAGACCCCAGAACUCUCCCUGGAGGACUUGAGCAUCAGCUCCAAGCAGCAGGUAGUGGUGGCGGCAGUGGCUAAGGGCCUGCCCCAGGUGAGCUCUGGUGGGAUGGAGACUGCCAUCGUGAGGAGACCCAGCCGCAAGAGGAAGCUGCUGGAGGACACCGAUUCAGGGAAGACGCUGCUAUUGGAUGCCUACAGGGUGUGGCAGCAGGGACAGAAAAUCAUGACCUACGACCUGGGCAGGAUUGAGACGAUCAUGUCGGAGACGUACAUGUUGAUCAAACAGGUUGACGAAGAUGCGGCUCUGGAUCAAGCAGUGAAGUUCUGUCAGAUACAAAUGGCCGCAUCUACACAGAAGCAGUUAACAGGAGACACCCCGACUACUCCCAAGCACAAGGAGCACAGGGAUCUCUUCUUCCCCGUGACCCCCACCACCGCAUCCUCCUGCCCCCUGCAGUCCGCGGCAGGAACAGCUGACAACGCUCCUUCAUCGGACAGCGCGGCCAACAGACAACAGAAGCAGCAGCAGCCGGCUUCCUCCUACUGCUCCCAGGCGGAGCUGCGGGACGGGGCUCGGAUCAGGGAGGCACAGACCGACACCAUGGCCUAUCUAACACAGGGGGACGAGUCUCUGGAGGGGCUGGGCUAUCGGCAGCAGGAGUCACAACUCUGCCAGCAGAUGAAGAUGGCGACUGUGAACCCGGGCCAGGAGGCCCCUGUCUGGCUGAUCGAGAACCCCUUCAGAGACCUAGAGGCCAGCGAGAACCCCCCUCACUCCCCCAGCACUGCAGCAGACCCCUCCAGCUCGUCUCUGGACCAGCUCUCUCCUAGAAGUCAGCAGUCCAAACAGCAGCCGGAGAGCAGUCGGGUACGAUCCCGCAUCCCACCCAACAUGCCAAAACUCUUUAUCCCGUCAGCGGUGACCAAGUUCCCCCCAGAAAUCACCGUCACCCCCCCGACUCCAACCCUGCUCUCCCCGAAAGGGAGCAUCUCUGAAGAAACCAAGCAAAAACUAAAGAGUGCCAUCCUGUCAUCUCAGUCAGCUGCCAAUGUAAAGAAGGAGACUCUGUGUCAGCCGGCAUUGGAAGUGCAGGAGACCUCGAGCCAGGAGUCGUCCCUGGAGAGCGACACUGACGAGGAGGACGACUACAUGGACAUCUGAGCCUGUGCUGGAGCCUGGCAACUGACAAGCACGCCGCGCAACCUGCUGUGCCACGGAGGAAAGACCAUGCUGGUCAUCUUCAAAAAAUGGGAUUAAAAUAAAAACUCUAACAAACAAACUUGUCUACAGCAACCAGCAGUAAACACCGCCCCUCUGCCCAUCAUCAUGACCCUGGAAUGACUCGACACCAGCUACACAACUGAGCUUCUGUGCAAAGUCCUUGAGCCCAGCUGUUUUUUUUUUGUUUUUUUUUGGGGGGGGGGGGGCAUACACUAAUGUAAUGCAGUGUUUCCCAUUCCAGCCAUCAUUGUCAUGUAGUCCUGUUGAUUUCAUUGAUCAUUGCAGCCCUCCAGUUCUACCAUCUCCAGCGUCUCUAUGCUAGCAAUGGCUAACGAGUUCUGUCCUGUUUCCAAGAAGCACACAAUUUCUCACAUGUAAAUCUCACAUUUGUGAAAUUUUGAGGCCAUUCUUUUGUACUGUGCAGACUGUAAAGACAGUGCAUGGGUUUAUUACAGGAAUCGUGUUGGGAGCUACCGUGCCAUUUGACAGAUAGUCAUGUCCAUUUCACCUUUGUUUUGAAAGGUCCAGCAAAAAACAAACACGCUUUUAAAACUGAAGCUCAAACCUGCAAUUUACAAUUGCCUAGAAUGAAUUGCAGAGUGCCCUUGUGGAACUCCCAUCUUUCUGCACUGCAGCCUGAGCUCUAACCACUGAGCUACAUGUGCUCCAGGUUAUAUGCGACAUGUGAAUAAGAUAUUUAGAACAUCUGGAACCUUGAUGUGUCCAGUGUUGAUAAUAUUGUAUACUGUUAAGUGCCAAAAAAUCCACUUUGAAAGGUUUUGUCUUGGUUUUUUACUUUGACUUCAACAUCCAAAGCACUGAUGAAAGUAGUAAGUGAAUAUUACUGAAGGGUCUUCUUGUAUCAAUCCAUUGAAGCAGUGAAAAAUAGGUAUCUCUUUUGUGAGCAAAAGAAAAUAUGGAGGAAUGUUUUUAUACAAUUUUUUUUUCUAUAUGAAUACAGAUCUUUGCAGUAUUUUUUAUGGAAUACUGGAAAUGCAGCUUUCUUUUUAAAUAAUCUUUGUAAAUAAUGAAUGAGAUGUCAGGGCGGAAAAAGAGACAAACUCUUAACUAUACCUGUAUGUAUUGUAUGUUUUUGUGUUUAAAAGAAAAAAAUUUCAAA